Messenger RNA from Aedes aegypti (yellow fever mosquito), 3277 nucleotides. RefSeq names its product activating transcription factor of chaperone (gene crc). Gene Ontology annotation, molecular function: RNA polymerase II transcription regulatory region sequence-specific DNA binding; DNA-binding transcription activator activity, RNA polymerase II-specific. NCBI's taxonomy places the organism in Eukaryota, Metazoa, Arthropoda, Insecta, Diptera, Culicidae. The coding region runs from base 1252 to 2235 and encodes 327 amino acids. Gene Ontology annotation, biological process: regulation of transcription by RNA polymerase II. Gene Ontology annotation, cellular component: nucleus. The record is from RefSeq and is a predicted model, not a curated record. The transcript is spliced from 2 exons.
GGCAUACGUGUCGUUUCGAUUCCUCUCAGUUUUAAACCUGUUGCGCAUAUUCACGCCUCUUGGAGCAUAAAUACCGCGUUCGCGUGUUGCGUCGAAUCGUUUUGCUAUCGCAGUAGAAUUUCUGUGUUUGUGGGAAAGUUACGAAGAAGAAAUUGACUCCUUGGGUCAUCGGUGCGUGGCAGAAGAGUGAUGAGUUUGGGGCUACAGCCGAGUUUCGUUGCCGGACUGUUGAUGUAAAUCUGUUCCCCUUGGACUGUAUGCUACCCGUGAGCAUGUACGUCGCAUUCGCUUAUCGUUACACCUGGAAUCGCGAGAUUGUCUUCAACUCACAAAAGCUGGUUAAGAGACGCGCAAAAAUUGCUGCCUGAGAGCUGUGGGAGUAUUUUCUUCAACGAGGAUAUCUACUCAGCCGGACUUACGGGAAAGGAUUAAGCAAACUCGGAAGGAAGGAUACUCUACGUGGGAAUUAUUUUAAAGGAAAUAAGGAAUCGCUUGGCGAAAAAGAGAGAGAGAUUUAUUGCAAUCACGUAAUUUGUUUUGGCACACCUCCGGAAGAAAGGAUCUGAAGAAGAGCGAGAAGAAGUGAAAUGAUAUCUGUGAUCUGAUAUUGCUGUGUUUAGUAUUUUACCGCACCAACAAAAAAAGCCUUUGUUCAUUGGAAAAUUGUUUCGAAUAGCUAUACUACGACAAGAAGAUUAAACGUUUUGGAUACACUCUCUCUAAGAAUACUACGUAAUAGCAUUUUAUUCUGUAUGAACUCUAUUCCCCACUCGUAUCAAUUAAGGGUUUUAAAAUAUCUAUUCGUAUCCAACAAAAGAGACUUUCAGUGAAUGUCAGACAACCCAAGACGCUGAGACCUUAAAACCAAUAGAGCUGUAGUCAAAUUUUCGAGCCAUAUUUACACACAAAUCCCUUCGUUAGUUAUAAUUAUUUGCAAUACUAGGCUGUAAAAACAAGUCAAAACCAUUCGAAUAUAUUCAUCGUACCAAAGGCCUGCAGCCUUCCCCUCGAUAAUUCACAUCGACACCGACAAAUCGUUGUACAAAGUCGGCUCCCCUCUGACCAGUGGUCGUCGCCGUGUCGGUGGCGAGAACCGCCUUAUAAAUAAUUAAAACAAAAAAGCACACUACGCAGCACAAGUAGGAACAACAGCAAGCAGCACUAACUGCAACAGACAGCCGCAGCAGGAAAUACUCCCAGCUCAGCAGCAAUUUAAAAGACGCGCGAUCCCAACCGUUGCGCAGAGCCAAAAUGAAUGUCUACGAUCAAUGGCUUGGUGAAAAGUUGAAAAUACCCCAACUGUCCGCCGUCGCCGGUGGCUAUGUCUCAGCGCCAGCGGCCCCGUCGGCCCUCGUGGGUAUCGCCCCCGAACUCGGCCCCUUCCCGAACCAGCGCCCGCCGGUCAAGGUGCAGAACACCGAGGAGCUGCUGAUGGAAUUUGACUACGUGUACGAGAACGUGGAGUUGACUCAUCUGACGCCGCCCCAAACACCACCCCAGGAGGAUCAGUACCAUGGUGCCGGUGAGCAGCCCACGUACCUAUCGCUGCCCCAGCAAAACCCAGCCCCGGUCGUAGGUAGUGGAGAAUUCUACGGGUAUGAUGGUUCUCUGAACGGUGGAAUCGUUCUGAACCAGAUACCGACCGUUGUGGAGCAACUCCCAACGGACGUUGUGGAGCCCCUCCAACAGGUUCCCGGAGAGUAUGAGUUGGCCGACAGCUUCGGCUUCCAACCGGUGGGUGAGGAGGAGAACAUCGAGAACAACAUGGCAUUGGUGGAGGAAAUUAUCCGUUCCCGCUCGAAGGACCUCCCCGACUGCAACGAUGACGAUUCGUGUUCGUCCUCCGAGGAUGGCUCGGUGUCUAGCUCGUGCCCCAUGAGUGACGCCAGCUCAUCCUAUUGCGGUUCGGCGUACUCACGUGACCAAGAUGACGAGUGGAGCCCGAGUAGCAACUACAAGAAAGUUGCCGGCGGUGGCGUCUCCAAGAAGCGCACUCGCCCCUCCGUACGCGGAAUCGAGGACAAGAAAUCCCGCAAGAAGGAACAGAACAAGAACGCCGCUACCCGUUACCGCCAGAAGAAGAAGGCCGAAAUCGAAGAGAUCCUUAUUGUCGAACGUCAGCUGAAGGAGAAGAAUGACGAACUGAAAAGCAAAUCUGCCGACAUUGGGCGCGAGAUCCGCUAUCUCAAGAGCCUGAUGCGCGAGGUUUGCAAGGCGAAAGGCUUGCUCGAAUGAGAGCUUCGAGAUACUUAUUGUACCUUAUACAUUUCUGAUUUUUUAUUUUAGCACGUACAUUAUCGAAGUAAAAAUCAAUUAAUAAUUGUAUAACUCAUCCCCCCCUUAUCGGUAAGAUUUGCUUUGAAAGGAUUCUUCAUUCUUCACUUCCACGGUUAGAGGCCGUGUCGUGUGUUAUGGAAUCUUAUUAGCUGUAGUCGUUAUUAACACAAAACUUGUGUUUAGUUAGUAAGCUAAAAACAACUUACGAUUCAUUGACCGAGUGUAAUAUUCGUGAUGACGAUAGGCAUAUUGCAGAAAUCUGUAGUUAUUCUUGGAAUGGUUCGAGAUCGCUGUCUAUAAUCUUAUAUCUUCAAUUGGAAAAACGAUGAUGUAACGCACUCGACCCGUGACUUGCCACCUCGCGAGAGAUCCGUCCGCAAUCGUGACCCCCUGUGUAUGACGUCCGCUUGGCGUGACUGAAGAUCUGCAGAUGCGGCGGAUUGGGGCGGAGCUCUCGGGCAUAGCUGUGUUGCCGAUAAAGAGGAAAAGACUUCGAAUACCAAAACCCGUUUCGCUGCGAGAUUUUUCCUCCGCACCGGGAGACAAGCAUUCAUUGUCAAUUUUUAGAAAAUCAAAUCUUCUUAAUUCCUGGAAACAUCGAAACCUUUUGUGGCCACUCAAGAUCUAGUGCGAUCUCCCAAAGCCCAUAAUUAGAACUUCGUUUUGACUCUUCAGCAACAAUGUUGCACAGAAGAUGCUACUCUUAUCCGGCACAGCGAAUCGAGUUUCGAUUCUAUCGGGGAUCGUUUGGCGGUAUGGUUUAUAUGAGCAUCUUUUAACUGAUAACAAUAAGAUCAAUAUUUUUACAUGAAGAUCAAGAAAACAAUUGGGAAAUAUUACAUCAAGUUACGGAAAUGGAUAAAGUGAAAUGUUUAAACAGUGCAAUGCAAGACGAGAAAGCAACACAUUGCUGUGCAACGUGAUGCCAUUUGAACGUUUCUUAACCUGGAAUCUAUGGAUGUUUUCUUUGAGAGUAAUAUAACUAAGGGUUAAGAAGAAA